Messenger RNA from Leishmania major strain Friedlin, 4344 nucleotides. RefSeq names its product putative vacuolar assembly protein vps41. Gene Ontology annotation, molecular function: protein binding. Bases 1 to 4344 code for a protein of 1447 amino acids. NCBI's taxonomy places the organism in Eukaryota, Euglenozoa, Kinetoplastea, Trypanosomatida, Trypanosomatidae. Gene Ontology annotation, cellular component: HOPS complex; late endosome. The record is from RefSeq and is a predicted model, not a curated record. Gene Ontology annotation, biological process: cellular response to starvation; endosomal vesicle fusion; macroautophagy. The transcript has a single exon.
AUGAAGCGCCACGAUAGCGCCGGCGACGCCAGCGCGAGCCCGUCGCCACUGGCGCCGUUGCCGGCGCCUGUGCAAGAAGCCGACCACGCGCACGACGGCAGCCGGACGAGCAGCAGCAGCAGCACUCCUGCCUCUCACCACACGCUUGAAAAGAGAGAGACUGCCAGCUGCGGCCGUACUCGGCAUAGCUUCCCCGGUGGCGGCGAGAACGCCGGCGACGAUGGCGUAGACGGCACGGAGAACGACAGCUACACGAGUUACUACGAGUACGACAGCAGCUAUGACGAGGAGAAUAGUAAUUUUGUUCACAGCGACAAAUGCCGUGGCAGCGACAGCGUAGAUGACGACCGAUUCUCGACGGCGGCCUCUCUGCUACCGCAGGAGGAUCUCUUGCGAUUUCUCAGCUACACGCUUGCCGGGGCCGCGCUGAAGGAUCACCGACUCAUGGCGAUGGAAGCGUUCCGCCACAUCCUUGUACUCGGCACGAACCAGGGAACCGUCGCAGUCGUCGAGCCGUCCUCCGGCAAACUCAAGGAGGUGUACACGAACCAUCACGAACCGAUCUGCGAUGUAGACUGCACCAUCAACGAGCUCUACAUAGCGGCAUGCGACAAGGCCGGGUAUGUCACGAUUCAAAGCCGUCGUGAUGUGAAGGACGUGUGGAUGGCGGAGCUGAGCGGUCCGAUCGAGUCUGUCGCCCUGCACCCGCUAUACCACAAGAUGGACAGCUGUCCGAUGGUGUGCGGCGGGGCGACCAAGGUACUCCUGCUCACCAAAGGUGUGCUGUGGAGCAACAGUCGGCGUGUCACGACUCUGCAGGAAGGACGCGGGCGCAUUCACAAGGUCCGCUGGUGUCACACGGCCGCGGUCGACGUUGUCGCGUGGCUAUCUGACGCGGAGAUAACGCUCUACAACAUGAAGAGCGGGGCCGUGGCGCGCCGCGUUUCUUUGCCCGGCCUCCCAGCACAGAACGCCUUGUACCCACCCACGCUGCGAUGGGAGCACAAUUUGUCGAGGGACCCGACCGCAGCUGCCACCUCGGCGGCCACGUUGCUGUGUGGAUGGGGCGACGUGGUGCAAGAGGUCCAGCUGCACGCCGACCCUCACGUGCGUCGACUCAGCGGCGGGGGCCUUUUCAGUGUAGAUCGGUCGCCUCGCUCCACCUUGUUGCAAGGUGGAUGGCGAGGCACGUCCUCAUCGCCAUUCCCGCUGCGCGCGUCAUUCGGCAGUGCUGCUCCGGCAUCAUCGCCAUCACCAACCACCGUGGCUGAGGCGGCUGGGCGGGCGCCGUGCGUUGUAGAGCUGCGCACGUCACAGCCACUGCGACCGAGCACUACCUUGUUCCCUUACCGAGUCUGCGGCAUUGCCCCCUAUGGACCGCAGCGGUACGUGGUUCUGGCAGGCAUCGUGGAGGGCGGCACGGAGGGGGUGCUGAAGGACUUGGAAGUGCGCGUGGUGGACCGCGACUCCUUGACCGACGUCUACCGUGGUCGCAUGCCCAUCCGCUUCAUCCAUCCAUUGCAGCUUCGUCUCACCUAUCUCGAGUUUCUGCCAUCGCUCGCUGCGAAGCCGGCGCCUGCGGCGUCGCUGCCCCAGCUCGCCUUGCCAACGGACCCGUUGGCACCGUCUCCCAUGAUGCAGUACUUCAUCCUUUCCGUCGACACAAUCGUGAAGGCGGUGCCGUCCGACAUUGAUGACCACGUCGAGUUCCUGCUGUGCACAAGUCAGUUUGAAUGCGCCUACCGGUACGCCGCGGCACAUGCGCGUCAGCUGCGGCGGCACGUCCUGGAGCACGUGGGACAGCAGUGGCUCAUGCAUCUCUUUCACAACCGUAGCACGGAGGAGGGGGCGUUGCUGAAGAUUGUCGAGCUGCUCCCGGAGCUGAUUCCGCGUGACAACAGCGCUGCGUGGGAGCAGUGGAUCUACCGCCUCGACACAUGUGGUGAGUCGUGGCGGCUCAUCGCGCUCCUGCCAGCCAGCACGGGUGCCUCCGCCGAGUACAAGGUGACCAGCACGCAGGACAUGCAGGAGGAGCAGGACGCGUAUGCCGAGCACGCUGACGCCGCGGCUCGGUCCCUCCCUCGCCCAGUCGCCACCCUGCAGACGCCGAUUCAGCGGGAGUACUACGAUCUGGUGCUGCUUCGCUGCCUCCGCCACGACCCGAGCCUCUUCUUUGCCGCGUUACACAAGUUUUACACACUUUUCAGCGUGCCUGUCGUACUCAAGGCGACGGAGGUGGUGUACCGAGAGCAGUGCGCCGCCGCCGCCUGGUGGGAGGGCGACAGCAGCGACGAGGAGAAGAACGAUAACGACGACAAGCAUGUGCAGACAAGGGACGUGACGGCGUCUAACGCGAGUCCUACACUCAACACCGCCUCUGCUGAUCAAAGUGGCGUGCCGCCGGGGGCGCCAGCUUCUCCUCCGCCGACUACUCCGCAAGGCACUUCGGAGGAGACGAGCGCCCCAAGGGCAGCCUCGGAUCCAUCUCAGUUGACCACGGCAGGUGCCGGCGCUGCGUCUGCCCCGUCGAUGAGCCGAACAUCGCGGUGGUCGUUGGUGGCCAGCUACGGCUUCCUUCUCCGAUGCGCACGCCGGCACGAGGAGGCGCUGCAAGUGUUACUGCACUUGCCUGCCUCUCCACGCAGCGACCGUGAAGUGUUUGGCCUCAUCCGUGACCAGCAGCUUUUCCACAAGGCGCGCGAGCUGCUUCCCGAGUUGCUGCACAGAAGGGAAGACGCUACUUUGCAGCUGCUCAUGGAGCACGUGGCAGAAGCGACAGGUCGCAACGGCGUAACAGACGGCGGUGACGCGGCACUGGUCUCCCAAGUUGUCGCCGCAGAAGCUGAUGGCACCGCGCCAUCUUCGCCGUCGCUGGAUGCGUUGCAGUACGGCUCUGCACAGGACCCACUCUGCACCGAGUCCGUCAUCAGCUGCCUCGAGAAGAGCGAUCGGCUGCACCUGCUGCGCUAUCUAAACCUCGUCCAAAGGCGUUACCCGGAGGUGUUUGCUCAAGCAGCGAAGCGGCACGCCCAGCUGGUGGCGACACUUUACAUCGACUACGACCGCCCCUCCCUGCUCCCAUUUCUCAAGCAGAUGUCCAUGUACGUGGAGCGCAUUCGUGAGCUGCACGCGCUCUGCCACAAACACCACUUCCUCGAAGAGGAGAUCUUUCUGCUGUUUCGCAUGGGCCGCGAGGACGAGGCGCUGCGCAUCCUUCUGGAAAGGAUGCACGACCUCCGACGCGCCUUGAAGUUUGUCGUCACCGUCCCCGAUCUCGAGGAGCAGGCGGCGCUGUUCACGCGACUUGUCGACUACACCGUCGCGUACAACGCGAGCCUGCCAACGGGCAGCCUCGACAGCGCAAAUACCGCCACGGGCGGGGCUGGGGCUCGGAUGCGCUACGUGAUGCACCACACCAAACCAAACGAAACGUAUGCGUCAAUCGCGGAGCAGUACCAUGUUGCGCUGGAGGACGUGUGCAAGGCGAAUGGCGUGGCAGGCGCGUCCGGCAGCGCUGUCUCGCCACCACUGUCUGCCGCCGUGGAGGCCUCGAAGAGGUGCACGAGUUGCAGCUCACCCUUGCAGGGCCAAGGAGAAGCCCAGCGGCGCGCAUCCUGCGAUGCGGACGCCUCGAAAGACCUGCCGGCUCCACCGCCACAGUGCGUUGUGCCGCUCAACCUCUUCGGCGACCUCCUCAGGAUCCUUGCAGAGCCGCCGUUCAUGGAGCAUCCCGCGUUGGAUGUGCGACUCGUUCUGCCGAAGCUUCCGAGCCGUGAGCCCAUCCUGCACGCCGGGCCCAGCAUUGCUGCCAUCGCACACGCCAUGGCGGAGGAGAUUGCGUUUUUCUCCACCGUAUGCAAGGUUGGCGAGAAUGACUUGAUGGGCUACUAUGGGCAGCUGCUGAAGCGACGCACGGCGGCCAUCGCGAUGGGUCGACCUCGCCACCCUGCCGAGAGCGGCACCACCGCCAUCAACGAGGCUGCUACUACGCCCAGACAUGCGGCUGCGGAAUUGGCAGAGGGCUCAUCGGUGGUGCACCGAUGCGCAGCUUGCCGCCAGCUGCUUGCGCAGCGGGUGGUUGUCUUUGCGUGUCAGCACAUGUACCACCCGGCCUGUGUGCUGCAGUACCUGAGGAAGUCACCGACGGACGCCUUCACUGGUGGGGGAGGAGCGGCCUUUGGUGGCCGCGCUGGGGGCGCCGUCCCCGUGAUGCGCGACGGCGCUGCACUGGCGUUGCCUGUGACAUCCACUGCGGCGGCAGGGGCGGAGACGAUGGAGGCGCAGCUCCGCAAACUGCCAGUUUACUGCCGCGCGUGCCGUCAACACUCGGGCGAGCAGAGUUGA